AAUUAUUAGUCUUUCUAAAGAAAAAUAAAAAGAAACGUUUGUCCCUUCUCCUUUCCCUUUCUUCAUAUAAAUUUCACAGGGUUUAGAUUUGGGCAUUAUCUCACACUCCCUUCUGUAGUUUUGCUCAUUAAGCAGCUUUACUGAAGACCAAAAGAAAAGAAAAUGACAACCACCGCCCAGGAACACAAAAGAUGGAGCGACACCAAGAAAAUGGAAGGAGAGGAUAGCUUAAGGACUUUAGAAUGUCUAAGAGGAAGAUUGCUUGCAGAGAGACAAGCUUCAAGGGUUGCUAAAGAGGAAGCUCAACUCAUGGGUAAUAAGUUAAUAGAGCUAGAGAGCAAACUCAGAGAAGAAACCAAAUUGAGGCAUAAAGCUGAAAAGAAGCUUAAAUUCUUGAAGAAGAAGCUUGAGUCCUUGAAAUUUUCUCUAACCUUUGAGGGACUAGAUCUGUCGAGUUCAUAUGAGAAUUGUGGGUCUUCUAGCACAUCAUCUACAAGUAUUUCAGGCCUCAAAGAUACGGAGGAAUCUGCAUCCAAGGCUUGGGUUUCUCAACAUAUGAAUGAUAAUGCGCAAGAAACAACUGCAUCCAUUGAAGGGAGUUCAAGCAGUCAAGAUACUCUAGAUUCCAUCUCUGAUCCUAACCUCAAACUCAAAGAAGAUUCUCCGCUACACAAAUCUAGCUCCCAGUACGCUCCAAGUUGUCAAGAUUCAAAAGUAGAUUCUCACAAAUGAAUUGUGAUGGUGAAUUUCAGCUGUUCAACUUCAACUUUAGAAGCUGCCAAGGGAAGAAGUGAGAGUGAUACGGAGGACCAUGUGGAUAACUCAUUGGCAUUAGUUCCUGUUAACGUGGCUGCACCGACCAAGAGCAGUGAGUUGAAGAUAGUGAACAAAAGUAUUAGUGAAGUUCUUGAUGCUUUAAGACAUGCCAGAGAAAAGAUAGAGAGGUCAAUAGAUAGAAGAAACAUGAUUAGAGUUGGGCCAAGUUGAAUGCAUGUGUGUUAACAGUAAUAAUGUUAGUUAUAGAUAACACAUAUUUAGAAAGGUCCUUAAUUUUCGCACUGACAGGAAAUGGGCAAACAAAGAUUAGCAUUGUAUUUUUGAGACCACUAAGCAUAUAAUAAAGUUAGGUGAUUGUGAUAAUAAAAGAAACAUGUGAAGUGAAGAAUUCUUGGAGACUUGCUGUCUUCUGUCCAGAUGAUGCUUUAAGCUGGGUCCCAACAUUGUUGUCCACUUGCUGAUAUUUUGACAUCGUGAUGGGUUGAUGCCUGUGAUCUGCACUCACAUGUGUACGAUUUUUAGGCUUUACUAAUUUGCUUUCUGCAGUUUGCUGCUCUUAUUGUUACCUGCAUUAAUAGAAGCUUAUUCCUGGCUAAAGCCUAAAUGGGUAAAAAAGAAUGAGUUGUGUUUCUGUGAUAAACUUAGUCAAACUUAAGAAUAGCUUUUAGAAAGGUGGAUCAGGGCUGUGGUGACUCGAGUUGGCAAGUGGCAAGGAACCAUUUUCCACAGAAUCCCAGGAUUUUUGGAAGAAGUGCCCUCACCGAACGAGGUUUUUGCAAACUUGCAUAGAGGUUAAAAUAAUAUUUUAAGAUUUCAGAUAAUUUGGAUUAUGCACUCCAAAUUUGAUGCAAGCUUGUCCUAUUCUGAUGCAUUUUAUCGGUCCUUGGAGCCUCGUGAGUGAGCAGCCAAGCCUAGGAGUACCCUUCUUUUUUUUACCCCUUGAAAUAUAUAUGUAUAUUGAAUUAUUAUCGAUCAUGCAACGAUAUGUUGGCCUACCCGGU
Manihot esculenta (cassava) is the source of this 1778-nucleotide messenger RNA. RefSeq lists its product as uncharacterized. NCBI's taxonomy places the organism in Eukaryota, Viridiplantae, Streptophyta, Magnoliopsida, Malpighiales, Euphorbiaceae. The transcript is spliced from 4 exons. The record is from RefSeq and is a predicted model, not a curated record. The coding region runs from base 163 to 732 and encodes 189 amino acids.